ACGAUUCUAGUUGUGACUUGGAACGAGUUAUCGAAGAACGCGAGGAAUGCGUCAAUGGUGCGUACUUCCGAGUCAAAAAAUGUGUAUCCACGUUGUGUAAUUUUACAUUAUUACCGACUCCGACGUAGUCCGAGUAUGCUUGAUCGUUGAGAUACUUUUUUAUUACUUUUUAUUGCGUUGGUGAUGUUCAUUGACAUUUUAGGAUUAGCGUUUAGCGUAGCGUUUCGUUAAAACAUGGAAAGAGAUGAAAGUGAGAGGAUCGCGUUAAUUCAAAUGAGAAAUCGAUUGCUUCUUCUGCUGUGUCAAAGAUCGUUUCAUCCAUAAUAUUCAUUCCACAUAAUUUUGCGUUAUCGGGCACUGGUAUGUACGAAAUUUUACCAUGAUCUCGAAUAAUCUCGUUUCUCUUUAAACCGUUGAUAUUGUAUAAUUCGUUAAAAGUACUGGAAUGAAAUACUAGGGUUGAAAACCUUUAAGUCACUUACUAUGGUCAAUUGAAGACCUUUCUUACGUUGAACGACCUGAGUGUCCGUCCCUGACAAUCGUUUAUAGUAAGUAACCAUGUGUCGCGCAACAUGCGUCCUCGUCGGAAGUCUCCUCGACGCCGCAGAAAACGUCGAACAGGAUUUAGACGACCGAGCGUCGCUUUUCUGCUGAACAAAGGGAGAAUCGAUCGGAUAUAGCGAAUGUUUCAGGCGAGACAAGGAUUCGUGACAAUAUGUAAUAUUAUCGCGUGCUUAAAAGGUGUGGUAGCAGAAAAUUACAGAGAGUCUAAAGUCCCGAUCUAGCCGAUUGAACAUGAAAAUUUCGUUUGAAGAAUUUCUGGGAAAAGAUAAAUUAGCUAUAUUGGGACUAGAGGUUCUCGGGCAUUAGGCUUCGCGCUUAGAAUGUAAUCUAAGGCUUGAUAAAACCGAAUCGAAACCACUGUUCCCUCGCUUUUAGGAUCCGCGAAACUGGAGAACGAUCGAUCGAAAGUGUGAAGCUUAACGACACACAGUGUGUUCGACUCACCUGGUGCUGCUAUUCGCCCCUAGAAUCCUGAGAUACGCGUUUAAUUUCCGAAAGUUCCUCACGCGGAACUGUUCAAAAACUUUGUUUACUUUUUACGUACAGAGUAGACUGCAGUGAAUGAUAUGUGAGCGCGAUGGGAAAAUUCGGAAAAUGCACGCGUAGCGUUGUAUGUAUACGGUAAACGGAUUAAAUAAAUUGUAAUUGUUGUCGCGAUUGUAAUAGAUUCUAAUGUUGUAACGUCGGGAUAUAUUUUUCUCUCGGUGCCGAUGACGCACGGUCUCUAUCAGGUGCACACACACACUCACACACACACAUGCAUCUCUUUUGUCUGUUUUUUUUUUUGUAGAUUCAGCAAUAAACGUAUCAUUUCAACUAAAAAUCGUAAUGUUUUUGGUGGUCGAAAUCAAUAUUACCCUUCCUUCCUACUGUCAUUGUUAGUCUGAUGUCUUUAUUAUUUACAGGUUUAUAUAUAGAAAAUUUAUUUAUAGAAAUAUUUAAAUUAUUUAAUAAUUUAUUUUAAUUAUUUAAUUUACUUACAGAACUAUUUCUUAUGAAUCGUAAUUGUUGUCCCGAUGAUAAUAGAGUCUAAUGUUCUAACAUCGAGGUCCAUUUUUCUCUCGGUGCCAAUGACGUACUUCUAACAGGUGUGCGGGCACAUACACACACACAUCUUUUCUGUCCGUUUCUUUUAUAGCCCAAGCAAGAAACGUAUUGUUUCAAUAAAAAUUUAUAGAGUAAUUUGAAAGAUGUCAUGUCAUUGGUAAAGAAUAGGUCAUAAUCUACGAUUGGGACUGAAAAAAUAUAUUGAAACAUAUAAAUAACAGAGAAAUACACUAUGUGUAUAUGUAUACUACGUGCAAUUGACAAAAUGAAUACUAUCUAUGGAUCACAAUUUCAUAAAGUAUUUAUUAUAAAGUGAUAAUUAUCACGGUCAUUUAUUCAUGAGUUUGGUUUACUAUGCACAUUUGUUUCCUUCAUAAAAGAGCGAAUAAAAAAUUUGACCCAAGAUAGGUCGAUGUACAGUCUUCGUACAGAGGACUGACAUAUAUCUCUUGUGAAUAUAUGUAGCUCAUUCGUUGAUGAAUAUCAGUGUGUAUGGAAUCCCCACCGUGAAAACCCAAGCAAAGAGGAUAUAAACGGACGAGGCCCUAUUCCUGUAGUUCAGUAGAUUAGCAGGUGUUGUAAAACAACGAUACUCUGACGAUUUCGAUUGGAGUAUACCUUGAUUGACAGUGACCAGAAUAAUGAUAGUGUAUGCACUGAUUCCCUACAUUCCUCAACGUUGAUAGUUUUACUACGAAGGAACGAUGGAAUUUUUGGGCAUAAAGUUCGCCCCGUUAAACGUUCCGCUGAAGCGAAGACUGGAAACACUCGCUGUAGCAAUAUGGGUGAUAUUCAUCGCUUUCGGAGAUUUUUGGGCGAGUCUUUUUACAGUAUACGCAAUCUUUUACUCUCCCACGUUACGUUUCUUCAUGCCACUCUACUAUCUUUGGAUGUAUUACGACUGUAAUGCGCGUAACACAGGUAGCAGUAUGCGGUGGGUAAGACUGUUUAGGAACUGCACAUGGAUGCGUUACUUAAGCAACUACUUCCCUGUAAAAGUGGUGAAGACUACUGACAUGGACCCAAGUAGGAACUAUUUGUUUGUCAGUUUCCCGCAUGGGAUUUUAUGCUUCGGGAUUUUGGCAGCUGUCCACAGUUCAAACCACACAGGCCAAAAUAAGUUGUUUUCCAGCCUAGAAAUCCGUCUCGUGAGUCUUGAUCUCCAUUUCAAGAUGCCCUUCUUUCGCGAAGUCGUUUCUCUAAUGGGCUUUAUCGGCAGUGACGCGGAAAGUAUAAGCUAUCAGCUGUCGACGAAGCCCGAGCAGGGAUACACCGGAAAGGUGACGAUUUUGGUACCCGGUGGUGCCGCGGAAUCACUUGAAUGUCGGCCGAAUACCUAUCGUAUCAUAGUAAAAAGGAGGAAAGGAUUUGUGAGGCUCGCAUUGAUGCACGGAACUCCAUUGGUGCCUGUCUUCUCCUUUGGGGAAACGAAUACUUAUGAUCAGGUUUAUGGGCCGGAGGGGUCGCUCUUCCGAAGAGUACAAGACUAUAUUCGGAGUUUAAUUUCACUUGCACCUGUGGUUCUAAAAGGCCGGGGAUUUUUCCAAUACAAUUUCGGCAUCUUACCUCGGCGGACGCCAAUAACGGUAGUUGUGGGCAGUCCUAUAGAAUUACCAAAGAUAGAGGAACCGACGAAAGAGCAAAUUAACGAGUACCAUGAAAAAUUCAUCAAGGAAUUAGUGAACCUGUUCGAGACGAAUAAACACAAGUAUAUCGAGAACGCUGAUUCGGUGAAACUGGAAUUGUUAUCUUGAUAAAAAAACAUGGAACAUUUGAUAAAUAUCUUCAAUAGAAAAAUAAAUAAAUAAU
Ceratina calcarata is the source of this 3420-nucleotide messenger RNA. RefSeq names its product 2-acylglycerol O-acyltransferase 2-like. Bases 2316 to 3365 code for a protein of 349 amino acids. The transcript has 7 exons. NCBI's taxonomy places the organism in Eukaryota, Metazoa, Arthropoda, Insecta, Hymenoptera, Apidae. Gene Ontology annotation, biological process: triglyceride biosynthetic process. Gene Ontology annotation, cellular component: endoplasmic reticulum membrane. Gene Ontology annotation, molecular function: diacylglycerol O-acyltransferase activity. The record is from RefSeq and is a predicted model, not a curated record.